GGUCGGAACCAGGGUCGCUACGGGCCCCGGGGGUGGCCCCGACACCUGCAGGCGGCGAUGGCGGGCUCCGUGCACAGCCUGAGCGGCCUGCAGAAAACCGCCCUGCUCCUGGGCGUCCCGGCCGCCGCCACCGUGCUCUACAUCCUGUACCGGCGCUACCGGGAGAGCCGAGAGGCGCAGGUGACCUUGGUGGCGGACGAGGGGCUGGAGGUGGCGGUGAGGGUGCCCCGCACGGCGCUGAAAUCGCUGAUCGGCCGCCGAGGAGCCACCAUCAACCAGCUGAGGCAGGAGACGGGAGCCCAGAUCGAUGUGGAGGAGGAGGAGGAGGAGGAAGGGGGCCAGUCCCUGGUGCAGAUCUCGGGCUCCCCGGGCCAGGUGUGCCGGGCCAAGGCGGCCGUGCUGCGCAUCGUGGCCGACAGCGCGCCCGUGGCCGAGCAGCUGCGCGUGCCCCAGCACGCCGUGGGCAGGAUCAUCGGCCGUGGUGGGGAGACGGUGCGGGGGAUCUGCCGGAGCUCGGGGGCUCGCGUGGAGUGUGGCCAGGAGCCCGGGGCCAGCCUGGCCCCGCUGCGCUGCAUCCGCCUGCUGGGCACGCGCAAGGAGGUGGAGGUGGCCAAGAGGCUGAUCCUGGAGAAGCUGUCGGAGGAGCAGGCGUUCCGCUCGGAGCUGGCGCAGGCGGCGGCCGCUCGCUGCCCGCGGAAGCAGCCCCUGGGCAGCCGCCGGGAGCCACCGGGGCCGCUCCCGCCCGUUCCCACCGGCCCCGGGGGCUGCCAGGAGCGCUGGGACACCGAGUGGGCAGCGGAGACACCGAGCCGGGGCACGGAGACACCGAGCUGGGGCACGGAGCCGGGCACGGAGACACUGAGCCGGGGCACGGAGCCGGGCACGGAGCCCCGGGAGCCGCCCGUGCCCAAGUUUGAGGUGCCCAGCCCAGAUUUCAGUUUCCCCGCGGAUGAACACCUGGACGUUUACGUGUCGGCUGCCGAGAGCCCCGGGCACUUCUGGAUCCAACUGCUGGGGACGCGCAGCCUGCAGCUGGACAAGCUGACAGCCGAGAUGGGGCACUUCUACCAGAGCAGCGCCGCCGUGCCGCCCCCGUCCCUCCACCCCGGUGCCAUCGUGGCCGCUCCGUACCUGGAGGAUGGCGAGUGGUACCGGGCGCGUGUCCUGGGGACGCUGGACAACGGCCACCUGGACCUGUACUACGUGGACUUUGGGGACAACGGCGAGGCUCCCCCCGAGGCUCUGCGGGCCCUCAGGAGCGACUUCCUGAGCCUGCCCUUCCAGGCCAUCGAGUGCAGCCUGGCCGGGAUUGUCCCCAACGGUGAGGGGUGGCAGGAGGCGGCUCUGGACGAGUUUGAUCGCCUCACUCACUGUGCGCAGUGGACGCCGCUGGUGGCGCAGAUCUGCAGCUACAGCCAGAGCGGCCUGGGGCCCCAGCCCAGCGUGCGGCUGUUCACCGAGCACCACGGACAGAGCCUGGAUGUGGGAGCAGAGCUGGUGCGUUUGGGUUACGCCGUUCCCGGUCCCCCUGAGGAGCCCUCAGACGAUCUGGGCUGCGCCUCCCCCCCGAGCUCCGGGGCCGGUCCCGGGACCCCGUCCCCCCGCAGCCCCCCCGGUGAUCCCGGGGCUCUCCGGUGACGCCGCUCCCGGUGCGGCGUUCCCUGCCCCGGGAGAACGGAGCCGGGACCCCCGGACCCCUCCCCGGUGCCGCCGCCGCCGUCGUGCCCGGGGACAUCCUCACGGUCACCUGAAGCUGCGUGUGCCCGGUGCCACCGGCACGGUGACCGGGAGCCGCUCCCGGUGUCACCCUCCAGGUGACCGGGAGCCGUUCCCGGUGCCACCACCACGUGCAAUCCCCUCUCCGGAGCCCUCCGGGAGGCCGCACCGACAAACCGCGGGGAUCUCCGCUUGUGCCUCUUGUCGGGACGCGACACGCCGGUUCCGAGCGCCGGCGGUGCCCUUUCCGUUACCGGGACUUCCCGGUUCCCUCGCCUUGUUUGGCUGUUCCGUUGCACUAUUUGUGGUUCUGAGUUAAUAAAGUUGAAGGUUUCUCA
This is a messenger RNA of Pseudopodoces humilis (Tibetan ground-tit), 2054 nucleotides long. NCBI's taxonomy places the organism in Eukaryota, Metazoa, Chordata, Aves, Passeriformes, Paridae. The record is from RefSeq and is a predicted model, not a curated record.